Molecule: messenger RNA, 2673 nt
Organism: Manis javanica (Malayan pangolin)
Lineage: Eukaryota; Metazoa; Chordata; Mammalia; Pholidota; Manidae
Gene: STAR
Product: steroidogenic acute regulatory protein
Biological process (GO): intracellular cholesterol transport; regulation of steroid biosynthetic process; steroid biosynthetic process
Cellular component (GO): mitochondrion
Molecular function (GO): cholesterol transfer activity; cholesterol binding
Source: RefSeq, a predicted model, not a curated record
ACACGUCCUAGCUGCAGCUGUGCGGCCGAGGCAGACCUUGACAGGCUCUAGAAGGAAGAAGCCACCCAAGGGAAAAGCAGAAUCCAGCCCCAGCCCCACUUGCACCUCUGCCGCCGGAACAAUGCUCUUAGCAACAUUUAAACUGUGUGCCGGGAGCUCCUACAGAUAUGUGCGCAACAUGAAGGGGCUGAGGCAGCAAGCUGUGCUGGCCAUAGGCCAGGAGCUGAACCGGAGGGCACUGGGGGGCCCGGCCCCAGGGAUGUGGAUGAACCAGGUUCAGCGGCGCAGCUCUCUGCUCGGUUCUCAGCUCGAAGACACUUUCUACAGUGACCAGGAGCUGGCCUAUAUCCAGCAGGGAGAGGGGGCCAUGCAGAAAGCCCUGGGCAUCCUCAGCAACCAGGAGGGCUGGAAGAAGGAGAGCCAGCAGGCAAAUGGGGACAAAGUGCUGAGUAAAGUGGUUCCAGACGUGGGCAAGGUGUUCCGCUUGGAGGUGGUGGUGGACCAGCCCAUGGAGAGGCUUUAUGAAGAGCUGGUGGAGCGCAUGGAGGCAAUGGGAGAGUGGAACCCGAACGUCAAGGAUAUCAAGGUUCUGCAGAGGAUCGGAAAAGAUACAGUCAUCACCCAUGAACUGGCUUCGGAAUCAGCAGGAAACCUGGUGGGGCCCCGUGACUUCGUGAGCGUGCGUUGUGCCAAGCGCCGAGGCUCCACCUGUGUGCUGGCUGGCAUAGCCACACACUUUGGGGAGAUGCCUGAGCAGAAAGGUGUCAUCAGAGCUGAGCACGGGCCCACCUGCAUGGUGCUCCGUCCCCAGGCUGGAAGUCCCUCCCAGACCAAACUCACUUGGCUGCUCAGCAUUGACCUCAAGGGAUGGCUGCCAAAGACUCUCAUCAAUCAGGUCCUGUCACAGACUCAGGUGGACUUUGCCAACCAUCUGAGGAAGCGCCUGGAGUGCAGCCCCGCCCCUGACCAGGUGCUGCAGACCAGCCUGCUGUUCUCGACUGUUCCUGGCUGCACUGGCUUGCAUGCUCACCAGGAAAGUCCCUGCUAGAAGCCUGCACAUCUGUUUGAUCCUCGUCUGGGAGCUGUAGGAUGGAGGUGGGAGUGUAUUUAGAGUAUAAUCCUAGGACUCAGAUUGGAAAAGUUUUAGGACCAAGAAAAAGGGACAAGGCUCUCAAAGAGAACGGUCUUCUAAUGUCACCCACUGAUGAACUGUGUGAGGAAGGUUAAGGGUUCCAAAAUAUUUGUAAAACUUCUUCUGGGCCACUACAUGUCUAAGUAAAAACAUCUGUAGAAUGCUACUAGAUGGUAAAGGGUAUAGGAGGUGGUAAAUACAAGGACUGGGACUGGGCUCAAGAGCUCCAAUCCCUGCAGGCAGAGUGCACAGCAGGGCUAACAGAGGGCUCCACACCCUCCUGCCCCUCCACCCAAGCAGGGAGAGCUGCACCAGAGAACAAGCAGCUCCCUGCAGCAGGCGCCUUCCAGAGAUCUAGCCAAGUUUUCCUGAUGAAAAAAUACAACAGCAAUUAUUAGAUUGGCUCCCCAAAUUAUAACUAGUCCAGGAACACGAGUCAGAAUAAAGAACUGUAACUGACACAAAAACUUCACUCUGUACCUGUUUUAAAAUUCAACUCUUAAAAAAUCUACCCUAGUAAGCUGCAACUUCAUAGUAAAGGGGUUCUCUGGACAAAGAUUUUAAUUCAACUAAAUCCCCUACCUCGUUAAAAGGAAAAACUACUGGGAACUUAAUAUCAUCCUAUUUAGAUUCUGUUACCAGAAUCUUGCAUAAAACUUUAAUUUCCACAAUAAGCACAAGCCUAAAGCAGUUCUUAAACGAACUUACAACUGGUAGCUGAUUAAUGGGCGCUGGAAGAUAAACGUUAUGACUGAAGAUUUUUGCCUCAUUAAAAGAAUAGUACCAAACGUGAGCAAAUGAACUGUAUUACUAAGAUAAAUUAAACAAAACCAAAUGUUAUUUCUUUUCCCUUUGGUGACUGUGCGGAUGUACAAAGGAAACUCAGGGCUGCCGAUUUCUCUAAUGGGCCCACGGUUUACUCUUUUGAGAGGAAAUGGCUAAAAGAAGGGGUAAUAUAGUGACAGCAAAUUCCAGUAUUAAACUGGGAUGGGAUUACUUUGCUAAAAUGCGUGAGGAAGAUGAAAAAACAACCAUUGCCACUUGAAGCUUUUCCAUUCUAGUUCUAAUAGCACUGAUGGUUUCCACCAUUUGGAAAUAGAGCUCUAGCUUAUUUAUUAAACAAAUCAGCAGUAGCAGGAAUGCUGGUAUUUAUUGAGGUAUUGGAAUUUUACAACUGAUAGCAGUAUUUAUUAUUAUUUAUUCUGAUUGUUUCUUAGUAUACUUUUGGCAUAGAUGGAAUUGCUGUUUAUCUAUCCAGGAGCUUCAGAGAAGAGAUAGUUCUGGAAGUAUUUCUAGAGCAGAAUUAUCCUCUACCCGCAGCUAAGAGAAAAUGGUUACUUGUUUAAAGAUGUGUAAAGCAAUACAUGGCUCUGGCUUCAGAAGAGAACAGGCUGACAGUAAAGAAAUAAAACCAAACCAUGGUUGAGUUCAAUUAUAACUUGCCUUCUUCAUACUAUGCAACUGCGUCUUCGAGGGGCCUGGGGAGAUAUUUUCCCACUUGUUUAACUUUACAUUGGAAUAAAAUAAGUUGUCAGCGAUGA